Molecule: messenger RNA, 2232 nt
Organism: Symbiodinium natans
Lineage: Eukaryota; Dinophyceae; Suessiales; Symbiodiniaceae
Source: the annotation of a GenBank genome assembly
GUGUCCACGCCUCGCGCCGGCUCCUCCACUUCCCUCCGCCAGCCCCUCCUGGCUCCCACACCGAAGGCGAAGACGAAGGGCCAGAGCCAGGCGAAGAAAGCCAAGCAGGAUGCAGACCUCCGGGCCAAGUACGAGGAGUGCACAUGCGAGAAGGCCCUGCGCAGCGCGGCCUUGCGCUGGGUGAUGAUGUGCGCCGCGGUCAUCGCGACGGGGAGCUUGAUGCUGGGCUUCGUCACCGUCAAGGUCAACAGCAGUCACAAGAUGGUCACGGACGACAAGUACGAUGACAAGGAGGCCACCGUCACCAAGAGUCCGAAGGAAAGCCACGGCGCCUACGCACCGCUUCACCCGACCGAGCACCAUCACAAGGAAACACACAAGGAGCACACCGACGUGCCAUCAGCACCUACUACCAAGGAGCACGAGCACGGCCCAACAGCUCCGCCCAAGACCAAGAGUCAUGAAGAAGAGCCGGAGAAACCCAUUCCAGCCAAGCAGCCGAAGCCGGCCGAUUCACACCAUGGCGGUGCCAAGGCCGGUGGUGCAGCGACGCCAGCCAAGCACCAGUCUGCGCUCAAGUCUGCCCAGAAAGAGUUGAAGGAUGAUCUCAACAAGCUGGCCGACCUGGAGGAGGUAGUUAUGCUGAUAGCGCGAGCACGAGAGUAUGACCUUAGAGAAGGGCGGCUGAUGGCAACCAUGCUUGACUCGAGGGACACGAGCAGUAGAUCGCUUCGGGUCCAGCUGACCUCACAACCCCAGGGCAGUUCAGCAGAGCGCUUUGGUUACGAGCCCCCGGCACGUGUAGCCUAUCCGCCGCUCGUCGAGUGCAUCAGAGCGCAGGCUUUCAAUGCAUUCAUAUUCGUGGUGUUUGCAGGGACUGCAGUUUGGAUAGGCGUAGCAUGGGUCCAGCUGGCUGACGAUAGCAUGGCCAAGAAGAGCCCAAGUGGUCUACCUGCUGAAUUGAUUCCGCUCAUCAAGCUGCUUUCCGUGCCUCUGGUUUGUCUUCUUUUCACGUGGUUUCAUGUCUGGCUGGCCUUGCAGAUGAUGUUCUUUCCGAUACAGUUCGUCGGAUGCCCUCGACACCCUAUUGUUCCUACCUGGCUUGGGCUUCCCAUAAAUGGAUGGCAGGGCAUUGUGCCACGAAAAGCCGAUGUCAUGGCACGACGAGCUUGCGCACGGAUGAUUGGAAACAUCGUCACAGUCGAGGAGUUCAUGGACCGGAUUGAGCCCCAGCACUUCUUCGAUGCUUUAGAGGAUCUCAUGGGUGGCCUUUGCUUUCAGGUAUUGGAAAAAAUCAUGCUGAAACGUUUGCCGACCGUCUGGAGUGCCCUUCCCAGCUCUGUCCAGCACGAGCUGAAGCUAAAAGUACUCGAGGACACCAAGCAGAGCUUUGGACAGGCCAUGGUGGACUUAAAGACGAACAUCAGUUCUAUUCUCGAUUUGCAAGCGAUGGCUGUUGAGACCUUCGUCAACAACCCACGUAUGAUGGUAGAUAUGUUCAGAUCUGUGGCGUUGAAGGAGCUAGUCUUCAUCCAACGCGUCGCAGCAGUGAUGGGCUUCGUCCUGGGGUUAGUUCAGGUAGUUUUCUACGUCAUGUUGAAAGACUACCCGGGAAUGGACUACGUCAUGCUACCUGUGUCUGGGCUGAUCAUUGGGUAUUUUACGAACUUGUUGGCGCUGAAGAUGACUUUUCGUCCAGUAUGGCCGCACCAGUACUGCAAUGGCAGAGUCAUUGUGCAGGGGGUCUUCUUGAAACGCCAACGCGAGGCAUCGCAGAAGAUGGCAGAGCUGAUCUGCAGGAACGUAGUGGACGCGAGAGCAAUGCUCAACUACAUGUUGCGAUCUCCGUCGUCCACAGGAGUGGAGAAGGUUUUAGACAUUUAUCGAAGCCAUGUUGGCCGCUCCGUCGACAAGAGCAUGGGCAUAGCCAAAAACAUGGCAAUGGUUGCCCCGGCUACACUGGGUUCGCAAAUUAACGAGAUGAAACAAGAUGUGAUUGACUUUUCGUUGGAGCUAUUACCACAGCAUUCGAGGGCGAUUGAAGACUACAUGGACAGAACCAUGAAAGUGCAGGAGACUCUUACGUGGCGCCUUUCGCGCAUUUCGCCGCCUGAGUUUGAAAGCAUCAUUCAUCCAAUCUUUCAAGAUGAUGAGUGGAUUCUGUUGGUGGUGGGUGGUGUUUUAGGCGUUCUCAUCGGCUUGCUACAGGCCUGGGCUUUGCAGGCAUUUUGA